Saimiri boliviensis boliviensis (Bolivian squirrel monkey) is the source of this 3034-nucleotide messenger RNA. RefSeq names its product C-X3-C motif chemokine receptor 1 (gene CX3CR1). Lineage: Eukaryota; Metazoa; Chordata; Mammalia; Primates; Cebidae. Gene Ontology annotation, molecular function: C-X3-C chemokine receptor activity; C-C chemokine binding; C-C chemokine receptor activity. Gene Ontology annotation, cellular component: membrane; external side of plasma membrane. The record is from RefSeq and is a predicted model, not a curated record. Gene Ontology annotation, biological process: positive regulation of cytosolic calcium ion concentration; cell chemotaxis; G protein-coupled receptor signaling pathway.
GAAAUACUCGUGUCUGGUAGCGUCUGCACAGGACAGGGUGGUUGACUGGCACAUCUAGAGGCUCCCUUGGCAGUCCACGCCAGGCCCUCACCAUGCCCACUGAUUCCGUUCCAGAAGACUUUGAGUAUGAUGAUUCUGCUGAAGCCUGUUAUAUUGGGAACGUCGUGGCCUUUGGGACUGUCUUCCUGUCCGUAUUCUAUUGCCUUGUCUUUGCCAUCGGCCUGGUGGGAAAUUUGUUGGUGGUGUUUGCCCUCACCAACAGCAAGAAGCCCAAGAGUGUCACCGACAUUUACCUCCUGAAUCUGGCCUUGUCUGAUCUGCUGUUUGUAGCCACCUUGCCCUUCUGGACUCACUAUGUGAUAAGUGAACAGGGCCUCCACAAUGCUUUGUGCAAACUCACUACUGCCUUCUUCUUCAUCGGCUUUUUUGGAAGCAUAUUCUUCAUCACAGUCAUCAGCAUUGAUAGAUACCUGGCCAUCGUCCUGGCAGCUAACUCCAUGAACAACCGGACCGUGCAGCAGGGUGUCACCAUCAGCCUAGGCGUCUGGGCAGCAGCCAUCUUGGUGGCAGCCCCUCAAUUCAUGUUCACAAAGGAGAAAGAAAACGAAUGCCUUGGUGACUACCCCGAGGUCCUCCAGGAAAUCUGGCCUGUGCUCCGCAACGUGGAAGCGAAUCUUCUCGGCUUCCUGCUCCCCCUGCUCAUUAUGAGUUACUGCUACUUCAGAAUCAUCCAGACACUCUUUUCCUGCAAGAACCAAAAGAAAGCCAAAGCCAUCAAACUGAUCCUUCUGGUGGUCAUCGUGUUUUUCCUCUUCUGGACACCCUACAACGUGAUGGUUUUCCUGGAGACGCUUAAGCUCUACGACUUCUUUCCCAGUUGUGAGCUGAGGAAGGAGCUGAAGCUGGCCCUCAGUGUGUCCGAGACGGUUGCGUUUAGCCAUUGUUGCCUGAAUCCUCUCAUCUAUGCGUUUGCUGGGGAGAAGUUCAGAAGAUACCUCUACCACCUGUAUGGGAAAUGCCUGGCCGUCCUGUGUGGACGCUCAGUCCACGUUGGUUUGUCCCCAGCUAGAUCACAAAGGAGCAGGCAGGGGAGUGUUCUGAGCAGCAGUUUUACCUACCACACCAGUGACGGAGGUGUGUCCCUCCUCUGACGGGACUCACAAAGCCUUGUGUCUACAGAGAACCUCGAGUUCCUAAAUCUGAUGCUGGAUAAUGAAGAAAGAUAUUUGUUGUUGUUUCUUACAAGCACAAAAUGAUGGCCCCAAUGCACACAAAACAACCCUAGAGUGUUUUUGAGAAUCAUGCUCAAAAUGUGAAUGUCUCUUACUGCAAAUGUCAGGACUUUUUUAUUUACAAAUGAGAAAAAUUCAACUCAGACUAGUUUAGUUAAAAGGGGGUGAUGAAUAUUGUUCAUAUUGUGGCAUAGGCAAAAGGGUGUCUGAGCUCUCAAAGUGAGGGGAAACCAGGGCCUGAACCCUUCCCUCAUUUGAAUCUUUUAGUCAUUAUAGAUUCCCCAGACUUACAUGACACAAUUUUAUCACCAGAGAGGGACGGACACCCAUGCUUCUCUGGCUACAAAGGCAAAAUUCCCAGGGAAGUGCUCUGAUAGGCCAAGUUUGUAUCAAGUGCUCAUCCUGGAAGGUGCUGUUCUCCAUGGGGAAGGGAUAUAUAAGAGGGAAGCUUCCAGUUCAAUCUCAUGAAUAGAGAAGCAGAAAGACAUAUUUCCAAGAAGUUGGGUGGGUGGAUGCUAUUCUGAUUACACAGAACAAAUGCCACACAUCACCCUUACCAUGUGCCUGGCCCAGUCUCUCCCCUGAUCACACCAGCCUCCUCUUCAUCAAGCCCUCCUCCAUCAUGUCCCCAACGUACAAGGGCUCCCCGCUGCCUACUGCAUCAAGUCCAAACUCAAAUGCUUGGCCUCUCAUACCCCCACCAUGGGUUCCCACCAACAGAUUCCCCAUUGCCUCCUCCUUCCCAAAGGACUCCACCCAUCCUAUCAGCCCGUCUCUUCCAUACGACCUCAUUCAUCUCCAUCUGCUCCCAGGACAGUAGGGGAAAUAGAAAGAACUCUGACCCCAGAUAAGAAGGGAUGGAUUCCAACCCCAACUCUGUCAGUGGCCCCCUGGGCAGCUUGAGGCCAAUCAAGCUUCAGUUUCCUUGUCUGUAGAGGAAGGAUAAGGUACCUUUUGCAUAGAGAUCACCCUUUCCAGCAUGAGGAACUAGCUACCAACUCUCACAGGUCCAACGCUUUUGUCUGCUUCUUAGACCUCUGCUAUCCCCACACCUGGCGCUGCUGCACCAUGCCCAAGUGGUAAUGCUGACGAAACUUGGAGGAGCGUCAGGUGCGGCUGCCUGACGUAGCCCAGACACAGAAGAGGUCAGUUCUUACAAUGGCACCCAGUGAGCACUCCCAAGCCUACCAAGUGAUAGCCUUCCUUAAGCGACUCUCCUGGACUGUCUUGAAUAUUCUCUCCCAAUCACCUGUGGCAGACCCCUGCCCCUCUGGAAAAAUAUCCUGUCAUUCAUGCCACUGCCAACCUGGGGAGCCAGGGCCACGGGAACAGCUUUUUUUUUUUCUUCCUAGAAAGGUUUGGGACAAUCUAAAACUUUAAAGUUUGAAAAACUACUGUGAUCAUGCUAAAGAAAAUGUCAUCUUGUCCUUCCUGCAUUUAUUCAUCCAGACCCUGUUCACACUCUUACAUGUUUAGAGUUGCAAUCAUAAUGUACAGAUGGUUUUAUAAUCUCAUUUUUUUCCUCUUAACAUUAGACCACAAAUAGUGCUCAGUUUCUGUGUAGUUUGGUAAUUAUUUUAGAAGACUCUACCGGACUGUGCACUCACUGAAGGCAGAUGUGGUAUCUGAUAAAUUGCUGUACAUCCGAUAGCUCUUUGGCAGUCUAUAUGUUUGUAUAAUGAAUGAGAGAACAAGUCAUGUUUCUUCAAGGUCAUGUACCACAAUUUACUUACCCUGACUCUGCUGAUAAACAUUUAACUUUUUUCCAAUGUUUAGCAAAUACAUAUUUUAUAGAAGUUCCA